Molecule: messenger RNA, 2497 nt
Organism: Labeo rohita (rohu)
Lineage: Eukaryota; Metazoa; Chordata; Actinopteri; Cypriniformes; Cyprinidae
Product: CUB and zona pellucida-like domain-containing protein 1
Exons: 13
Coding region: 16-2163 (715 amino acids)
Source: RefSeq, a predicted model, not a curated record
GUCUGAUCUUCAUUCAUGAGCAUCAUCAUGUCUGUGUCUACUCUGCUCUCAGCUCUGCUGCUGUUGGCAUCCACAGCCACAGCUUCACACUAUAUUGGAGGCUUAAUGACCUUCACCCCAAGGAAGAAUCCUGAUGGUACCUAUUUGGUGGAUAUCCGUUUAAGGGAGGGACAUUAUACAUGUGAUCCGUAUGAUUACUGGUAUUGUGGGUUUGGAGAUUGUGGCAGUAAAACACUUGUGAGUGGUCGAGUGGACAGCAGUGUCAGUAGUAGAUGGUGCCAGACUGAGGGAGUGAUGAAAAGAACCGUCCCCAACAACAGCCCAUUUCAACUGGAAAAAAAUAGUUGCUGCUGGAUCUCUGACAUAGUCUCAGGUAUUGGAAACUUUAAACUUCUUACAUAUAUUGACCUUGGAGAAAGAUCUGACACCUCUAAACCCAACACAUCUCCAGUUGUCACCACACUUCCCGUUGUCAGAGUUCCUCAGAACUGCGCCAGGAACUACAAUUUUUUGUCCUAUGAUUCAGAUCAUGACCAGGUCAGGUGCAGAUAUGGACUUUUGUCUGCAAAUGAGUGUGGAAUGUGCAACCAACAUACUGGAUUCACUUUGGACCAGAACACGUGUACUCUGUCAUACUCUUUCAAACCAACAGGUGUUUAUGCAUUUGAGCUGGUCAUGGAGGACUAUCCCACCCAGAUCAUAAAUCUAAACUACAUUGCCGUGGCCUCUGCGGUCAGAUCCCCCUUCAAUAAUGCAUCCUUCAAUCCACCAUUGAGUAAAAUACCUCUCCAGUUUGCUGUAGAAGUGGAGGCUCCUGCACCAUCGUGUGUCGAGGGUGAAUAUCUUCCUCGUUUCCUCCACCCAACACCUCAUCACGGAGAACAUCUUCAGGCUCGUGUCGAUCAAGAGCUAGAGAUCAGAGUAAAGGCUACUGCAAACUUCUCAAGCAUCACUGAUGUGGUCUUUAGUGGACCUUUGAACAGCACAAAGGAGACCACCACCACUGGGGAGUAUGUGAUCAAAUGGACACCAACAUCAGAGGAAUAUGGCCAAAAUUUUGCAUUUUGCUUUACUGCAGAGGGACAAUAUGGGUUAAGGAGCUAUCAAUCUGAGAUGCGGUGUGUAAUUGUUGUGGUGGAGGCUGCAGGUCCAAAAGCACAAGUGACCUGCACUAAGGACACAAUGUCAGUGUCGAUUGAAAGAGCCACUAUUUCGGGUAUUCAUGGAGAUCACUUGCGGGUGAACAACAAUGCUUCCUGUACAGUUUCUUCCAAUAGCACGCAUGUGUUUACAACCUUCUCUCUAAAUGGAUGUGGUACUCAGAUUGAUGAGACUGAUGAACAACUCAUCUUCAAGAACACUAUUGUUACCUACGAUGAUCCAAACCACGUCAUUACCAGGAAACAUGAAUUUGAAAUUGAAGUUUUGUGCAAGUACCAGAAAAAGAGCAGCAUCACCACAAUGUUUGAUGCUCACAGACCAGCCGUCAACUUCACAGAGAGAGGCUUCGGCUCAUUCAGCUAUCAGUUUGAGUUUUUUCAGUCUGAUAGUUUCGGAAACAUCAUAGAUCCCAGCAGCUACCCACUGGAGUACAGUGUGGGACAGCCCAUCUACAUGGAGAUCGCCCCCGUCAGUGUCGUGCAAAACACUGAGAUCUUCCUUGAGUCCUGUGUAGCUACACCCUAUGAUAAUCCUAAUUAUCCCAUUUCUUAUCCUAUCAUCACAAAUGGAUGUGAGGUUGAUGAAACUAUGAACAUCUACACAAGUCACCAGCCCAAUGUCAGGUUCAGUAUAGAUGCCUUCAAGUUUAUUGGACAAUAUGACAAGGUGUUCAUUAGCUGCUCUGUUAUCCUAUGUCAAGCCAACAAUCCCAACACACGCUGUGCUCAGGGCUGCACCAAUGGCACGCAGGUUGCACAAUCCUCACACGUUCACAAAAGAGAAGCUGCCAUCCAGACUGGAAGCCACUUCAUCUCUCAGGGACCCCUGCGGAUGAGAAGGAGCGCAUCGCUUACUGAGGCCAUCAGCCCAAACUUGAACCUGAACAUUGUUUUCGUGGCUGGAUGUGUCAUUGCAGUAGUUGCAAUGGUGUGUGGAGUGAUGGUCUACAAAUCCAGGGGAUCAAAGGUCAAAUACCAACUUCUGAAGUCAGAUGAGAUUUGAUCUGAUUAGUUUGAACUAAAAUCAAAUGAUGGCAACCAGCUAAUUACCAAAAUUUAGUGGGAUCUAUAUCUACAGUUUUAAUGAAAAAAAAAAGUUUUAUAUGUUUGAUUAGGUAAUAUAAAAAAAUCUGCUUUUAGGCAAUAGUGUAUGUCCUACAGAAAUUGACACCCAGCAUAACUAAUAAAGUGUGGAUGAGCAAUGCAUUUUUUACUUUUCAAUAAAUGACAAUGUUUGUGUGUGUAUAUGACAACAUUGAAAUGUAUUAAACAUACUUGAUUAAAAAAUUCUAUAAAUAACUGUAAAAGAAAUAAAUUUUGCAUGCUGUUAAAUACAA